This is a messenger RNA of Gigantopelta aegis, 5799 nucleotides long. RefSeq lists its product as uncharacterized. Gene Ontology annotation, molecular function: protein binding. Lineage: Eukaryota; Metazoa; Mollusca; Gastropoda; Neomphalida; Peltospiridae. The coding region runs from base 100 to 4866 and encodes 1588 amino acids. The transcript has 15 exons. Gene Ontology annotation, cellular component: SCF ubiquitin ligase complex. Gene Ontology annotation, biological process: SCF-dependent proteasomal ubiquitin-dependent protein catabolic process. The record is from RefSeq and is a predicted model, not a curated record.
AAUCGAGACAGAAUCUAAAAUGUCCUCCAGAAAUAUUUUGUUUAGAGAAAAUAACAAUUUCGCGUUUUAAGAUCAUGGGAUGAUGAAUUUGCAAACAUAAUGGACGGAGCAAGUGGAAGAGGUCAUGUUAUCAGCGAGAAGGGAGAUGUAGUGGAUUCAGUUGAUGAGAUGCGUAAAAAGAGAUUGGCUUAUUUUGGUUCUGCACAGAAGACAGCUGAAAAGCAGCCCCAAGUCAAACAGGAUAGCCAAAAGGUUGUCAAGAACAGUUUGAGACCAUCUGAUCCUGUUGAAGGUGGUGUUCCCAGAAGAUUAAACAAAACCAGUGAGGUUUCAUCAGCUCAAAGUUUGGAACAGAAUACUAGAUUCCAUAAUGUUGGAAAUGAUUUGAAUCUUGGAUAUGCAGUAGCGCAUUCUGUUGGUAUCAGUAGAUCUGAAAAUGUCUCUCUCACUACCAACUCUGUUACGGUAAAUGAAAAGACUUCUGCUGUGCACAGUGUUUCAAACUUUGCUCAUUCACUGGAUCAGCCAAACCGUGACUGGAAAAACCAUGUGGAAAAUUUGUGUCAAGCAGUCCAUGGAAUGGAUCCUGAACUUAGAGAUUCACAUGAUGUAGAAGCACUGUCGGUUUUCAAAAGUGAAGCUGAUUUAGACAGUCUAGGUCUUUCUACUCAUCGACCCGAGUCUGCAAUUGUAGAUGGUCAUGAUGAUGCUCCCCUGGACCGAGAUAUCACUCAGGAAAUUAAACACCUGUUAGGGGCAAAAAAAUAUCAAGAAUUUGUAGACAAAUCUAUAAAAGAUAUCAAUGAGCUUUAUCAACACAAAACAACAGAAACAUCUCCACAUCUGAUAAAUUCUCUAAUUGAAGAACGCAGACAAGAAUCUGGUAACAUUGAAAUGGCUAGAAGCAAUCAACCACUGCGAGAAAAAACUCCAUCACAAGAUAUUCGGAAACUAGAAAAUGAUGUUCCUUUGAAUAACAGCUUUGCCAAAACAAGCACACAGAGACUCAGAUUAAACAGACCACGAAAAGAACCUGUGCACAUCCAAAACAUAGUCACAAAGAAUCUGAAGGAGUUAGAAAGUGCAGCAUCAGUAUCAUCCAGUGUUAGAAACUAUGACCAGGUGACUAUACCUCACAAUGUGACAUACUCUACAGAUGAAAUCUAUCGACAGGCCUUUGCCAUGGCUCACAGUCAGGUUCCACCUCCAGGUUACCAGGGCGUCGAUGUUGGGGGAGGGAUGAAUUCCCCAGAGGUGAGAUCCAUGGUGUCAUCCAGUCAGUUGUUUCAGCCUAACAUAGGUUCACCACCUUCAGUAGGCAUGCCUUUCUCUUACCCAGGGCAGGUCGCUUCCAACCCGAAUCAAAUACCACUACCAACACCACCACCUCAUUCAUUGUUCUAUCCUCCAUAUCAGCAUCCAGAUUACAACCAAACUGUAGUCAAUCCUGCUACAUACGGCUACCAGAUGUCGGAUUAUGGUGGAGGGUAUUCCAGAACUCCUUUCACGACUGGAGGAAAUUACCCCAUGCCUGUUUUUUACCCAGGUGCAAUUGACUUCACACAGCCACCACCAGGAUGGGGAGUAUUUAAUCCUCCACAGAUGAACCGUGUUCCUCAUCCACCAGCAGAGAAGAAACCCAGUGGAGAGGUGAACAAAAUGCCUGGUCGUUCAGGUGCAUGGUCAUCACAAGGGAAGAUUGUUAAUGAUGGAGUUGGUUUAGAGGAAGGAGAUGAUUUGAUCCAUCAGUCUAAUGCUUGUCCUGAAAAACUACCAACUCAACAGGCAGAGGUUCUGGCUGAUGUGGAGGAACACAUGAUGCAGCCAUCCCAGAGACAUGUGGAGAAAAUAAGACAACACCAUGAACAGAGAAGACAAAAACAUGAGGACAAGAUACAUGAAGCUUUACACCUUGGUAAACAAAAACAGUUUGCAUCAGCAUCCCUAGAUCGAUACUUUUCGUCACUGGAGAACAUACACAGGACUGUGGACUUUGAGGAGGAUCCAGUAGCAGACGACGAUAUAAGUCUUGCAGAUGGCUUACAGUAUGAUGCAGACACAGACACAUGUUUCACCUCUGUCAGUGGUAUAACAGGAACCAGUGUUCAGGCUGGAGGAGUGACGGAGCGACUCAAGAAUCUGGGAAUAGACACAAAACCUGUAGCUGGUUCUGAAACCGGUGCUGAAACACCAGACGGGAAACCCAAGCGCAAGCUGGUGAAAGUGUGUCCUGAAUGUGCCUCUUGGAACAAGGAGUACAUGUCCUGGUGUGCUGACUGCGGUGAGCUGUUAAUUGGUGUUGAGGUCAUAGAUGCAAAGCAGAAGAAGAAGAAAGAAAGAGAGCACAGAAGGCAACAAAACAGAUUGCAUUUAGCUAAGAAGAAUAGCCCAGAUGAAAGAAAAAGGUUAGAAACAGAUCACAGAGGUUUUGCAGCACACAAAGAAAUAGAACAACAACCCAUGGAGAAAAAUGAAACCAAUGUAAAUUCUGUGUUAGAGACUGAACCUGCAAAACCUGCUCUGAAUUUGAACACGGAUGAUGCUGAAAAAUCACACUCUGCUGUUGAGAAUAAACAUAACUUGAUGCCAUUUUUGCGAACAGAAAAAGAUAUAAAUGAUAUUUGUGAAGCAAUAACUGACCCAGCUAUCAAGGGAUUCCUCAAAUCUUAUUUUAGAAAGAAAUCCCAAGCAGCACAGGAUGUGAUAAGUGCAGAUGAGCAUAGUGCCCGGGAAAGCAGUGGACCGAUAUUAAGAAAUGAUCAGAAUGAAUUGGGACUAAGUUUGCAUUCUUCAGUGGCAUGGGAAGAAGUUAAAGACAAAACUGAACAAAAUGCGCUUAAUGAACAGGAUGAAAUUGAAGUUGAGAUUUUUGCACGAGAAGAAAGCCAACCCUUCCAUAACCCGAAUCGCCAUGCUAAUGUUGUGCCUAUUUUAAACCUUGCUAGAAGCAGUGAUGAAGAUGAAGAUAAAAAGAAACCAUUCAAACCGCUGAGCUUUUCUAUUGACAGCGAUGACUGGUCCUCUGUGUUAGACAGACAGGAUGGAGAACCCCAGUCCCAGGAUCCUGUACUUAAACCGUACAAUAUUACUCAAUCUGGUGAUGCCGCAAGGCCGAGAAAUGCUUUCUUGUCUUACCUGUUGGAGAGUAAAUCCCAAGCACGGAAAACUUCCCAGACUCGACCAAAAAGUGCUGAUAUGCUUGAACGUAAGAGGCGGCUAGCUCAGAACAGAGCUCAGGAGUGUUUAGGUAGUUCAAAUUAUCCUCGCCAGCAUGAGAAGCCAAGUUUCUCUCAAGGUGCACUAAGGUCUGGUCAACGAAGAGACGGGGUUAGGAUGUCCAUUAGUACUGACAACAUUGAUGAUGGAAACAGUAGAGCAUCUCUUCCACUGAAGAAGACCAGGCCAGCCAGUGCUGAUCUAUACAGAAGAAAGUCUCAGUUUCCCAGUCAGUCAUCAUCUUAUGUACGACCACCAACAAUGCCGCCCGGCAGUCAGUAUGUAGUGCCACCCAAGCCUGCUGAUGUGGCAGAGGAUGUCGCAAGUCCACGGGGGACGGGCAACGUUCCCAACAUCGUCACACACAGACUGCAACCAGACGAAUCACCACCUAUCCCACCCAUCAUCUGUCAUGGUCCCACUUCAUCAGUUGUUGCAUACAGCAAGUAUAGAGAACUGACGCCUCGGAUCCGUGAAGGUGCCGCCUCUAUGUGGCUUUGUCUUCCCGAUGAACUCUGGUUGCACGUGUUCUCUUUCCUGGCUCACUCUGACCUCGUACAGUGUGCCAAGGUGUGCAAACAGCUGUACAGAAUCUCACUUGACGAAAGCCUCUGGCAGUACAUCACGGUGAGAAAGAAGUUCACCAUAAGUGACGAGUGGCUCAUGCAGAUCGCCGGACGUCACCCAGUGUCGCUGGCACUCAUUCAGUGUCACGGAGAAAACAUCACUGCCAAGGGACUGCGAGAUCUCUUCAGGGAGACUGCUAGCAACUUAAAGGAGCUGAACUUCAGUAGAUGUAGUAAAGGAGGAUUGACAGGUGACAGUAUUCUGCUCCACGCGUCUGCGCGAUGUCGAAACUUGACCCAUGUUGACGCCAGCUGGUGUAAUGCCACAGACAAUGGAAUAUCGGCAAUAUCGGAAUGUGCACACAGACUGGAGAGCUUGUGUAUCAAUGGCUGUCAAAUGUUAUCUGAUGAAGGCUUGGAGACGUUGCUCAAGAAACAUGGAAAAAGCUUGAGAGUGCUGGAAAUGUUUGGUUGCUUUAAUGUCACUCCAAACGGCAUCCGAUCUCUAGCUAGCCACUGCUCCAACCUGUUGACCUUGAACCUGGGUCAGUGCUACAAGCUAACAGAUUUAAGUAUCACACAUCUGUCAGCUAGUUUAGGACGAGUGGAAAAUCUUGACUUGAGAGGAUGCAAACAGAUCAGAGACGACUGCAUCAGAAAGGUGGUUCGCAAUUGUCCUCGCCUCAAGAUCCUGACACUAGCAAACUGCCCAAAUAUAACUGACGCUGCUAUGAUAGAAAUUGCCACAUAUUUAACAGAUAUACGGAGUAUAGAUAUCUGUGGUUGUCGUAAUGUCACGGAUCACAGCAUCAAGACUCUCACACACAAUUGUCAACGCUUGAAUGAACUCGAUAUCAGCUCCACUGGGUGCACACACAGAAGUGUGUUGCUUAUUGCCAACUACUGUAACCGUAACUUGGAGACUCUGAAGCUGAAUUUCUUGGCCGAUGUUACAGAGGCAAGCCUUCAAAAACUACUGAAACACUGCAAAAAAUUGAAAAUCUUACACCUGUAUGGCUGUACCAGUGUCAGAAAUACCAUCAAGUUGCAGCAAUUAUGUCCCUUCCUCAGUGUGGAGAUGUAAAACAGUGUCAGAUAACUCUAGCCGUUAUCUCCCUUCUGACUAAUGGUAAACAGUAUCUAUGUUCUCUACAUUAACUGGAGAAGUCGGUACUUGUUUCCUUUUUUGUAUUGUUACUUUUGGAAGAGAAUACACAGGGAUUUCUACCAUUCAGCAUUACUGCAUUGGUCAAGUUAAAGGGAUAUGGUUCACUUUUAACACUGUAUGACAUGUCUGGUUGAAAAAAAUUCCAGAUUAGAAUAGGGCCUAUUGAUUUCUGGAUAUUCAUUGUAUUCCUGGUUGACCUAAAGUCUACAGAAUCUCAAGGUAUAGUUUUGAUGUGACCAUUUGACAUGCACCAGACUUUUUAUCAGGGGCCUAAUACCAUAAACCCUUGAAAAUUUGCAAUCUUGCAGUGCAAUGCAAAAAGACUUGAAAUGAUGAUGCAAUGUUGUCUAAGAGAUUUGACUAUUAAUAGUUUUCAAUAGUUGAGUUAGCAAGGGCUGGAUGAAUUUGUAAUACACUGAGAAAUAAAUUUCAUGUGAUGGGUGUGAAGAAAUCAGUGUUUCAAGGAAGAAACUGAGUUUUAGACAGACAUUCCAUACAGUGUUGUUGGAGGACCAUUCACCUUUAUGGAAUAUCAGAGAUCAUAUUUCCGAGGCAGAUGUACAAGCUUCAGGUCAAAUUUAAAAAUUAUGAAUUUUAAAACUAAUUGGUGAAUUUUAUUUUUAAUUUAGUGAAAUAAUUUUAUGUAAUAAUUGAUAUAUUAUUAGAAAAUAACUGAGUUUCUGCAGUUUUUUCAAGUUUAAUAGAUAUGAUUGGGCAAAAUGUUCUGCUCACCCAGAACUAGCCCAAACCAGUCCACUUUUAUCUUUGUAAACUCUUAUCAGUAUUAGUUUAUUUAAUAUUUCAACAAAAUUGUAAUAUUCAUUUGCAUAUUAAAUUCUCUUCACAAUA